This is a messenger RNA of Thermothielavioides terrestris NRRL 8126, 1550 nucleotides long. RefSeq lists its product as uncharacterized. The transcript has 3 exons. Gene Ontology annotation, biological process: cytoplasmic translational initiation. The record is from RefSeq and is a predicted model, not a curated record. The coding region runs from base 252 to 1280 and encodes 342 amino acids. Gene Ontology annotation, molecular function: protein binding; RNA binding; translation initiation factor activity. Lineage: Eukaryota; Fungi; Ascomycota; Sordariomycetes; Sordariales; Chaetomiaceae. Gene Ontology annotation, cellular component: eukaryotic translation initiation factor 3 complex, eIF3m; cytoplasm.
CGCAAUCGCCCCGCGGCGGCUUCGGGCGGCCAUAUCGGCGCCACGCACAAUCUGCGGAAAAAUUACUGGCAUCCAAAUCAAACCGUCGCAGAGCAGAGCAACGCUCCCUAAUAGAACGAGUGCCCCGCAAUAGCUGUCAAAGACGCUCCGGUGCCGAUUUCCUGCAACUUCGCUGCAGACGACGACGAGAUUCCUCCUGAGCGACACCUAAACAAGUCUCCAAAUCUCGACUGUCCCCUGAAUCCGCCAGAAUGAGGCCCAUCCUUUUGGCGGGCCACGAGCGUGCCCUGACCCAGAUCAAAUACAACCGCGAAGGCGAUCUCAUCUUCUCUGUCUCUAAGGACCAGCAAAUUUGCGUGUGGUUCGCACACAACGGCGAGCGGCUCGGCACAUAUCGCGGCCACCAGGGUGCCAUCUGGACCAUCGACGUCGACCCCACCACCACCAUCCUCGCCUCAGGAUCGGCCGACAACACAAUCAGGCUCUGGGACGUCAAGACGGGCAAGUGCCUCAAGACCUGGGACUUCCCGACGGCCGUCAAGCGGGUCGAGUUCAACGAGGAUGGAACCAAGCUGCUGGGCGUGACGGAGAAGCGCAUGGGGCAUCUAGGCACCAUCGUUGUGUUGGAUGUCAAGGUCGAUGUCGAGGCUGAGCAGGCCGACGAGAAGGCCAUGACGAUCGUGUGCGAGGAAAGCAAGGCGACAGUUGCCGGGUGGAGCUACCUCAGCAAGUAUAUCAUUGCUGGUCACGAGGACGGCUCCGUCUCACAGUACGACGGCAAGACGGGCGACCUGAUUUACAACAUCCCUAUCCACGAGCUGAACCAGCCAAUUACCGACCUGCAAUGGGCACCGGACCGGACAUAUUUCAUCACGUCGUCAAAAGACAAGACCGCCAAACUCAUCACCGCAAAAGACCUCGAAGUCCUCAAGACCUACACCGCCGACACGCCCCUCAACAGCGCGACCAUCACGCCGAAGAAGGACUUCGUCAUCCUGGGCGGUGGCCAGGCCGCCAUGGACGUCACCACGACCGCGGCUCGGCAGGGCAAGUUCGAGGCCCGCUUCUACCACAAGAUCUUCGAGGACGAGAUCGGCCGCGUGCGCGGCCACUUCGGCCCGCUCAACACGGUCGCCGCCGACCCGACCGGCAAGGGGUACGCGAGCGGCGGCGAGGACGGCUACGUGCGCGUGCACCACUUCGACAAGGGCUACUUCGACUUCAUGUACGAGGUGGAGCGGGAGCGGCAGAACAGGCUGGCGGCGGCGGCCAGCGCUUGAUUUAUGUAGUCGGUAGGACGUGGAGAUGAGGAGGAUUGGCGGUGACGGUUCGGGCAUUUACAAUGGCGUUUUCAGGGACACAUAAACUUGGGGUUGGCGGAUCAAGGGGCGAGGAGGGAAAAACGGGUACUUGCUCCCAUUUUCCUUGGAAGAAAAAUGAGGUUCUUUGCUCAGGUACUCUAGUUCGCUCGUGUAGCUCGGUCUGCUUGCUCCCCAUAUCCGCUGGGACGUGGAUACCCUACAUCGGCUUGUCUUCAGUUGUACCACAUC